AGUUUGGAACAUAAAAAACAUUAUUAAGAAUAAUAUGUUUGUUAAUAUGAACAAUUCCAAAAUUAUGGAUAGCAAUGGUUUCUCCAUUAGGAAAAACAACAUUUGGAGGAAAAUAAGAAUUGCUAAAAGAGUAAAACAAUGAAGAAUCAUGGCGUAUGUGGUGAGUAGCACCACUAUCAACAACCCAAUAAGCAUCAGAACUUAAAGAAGGGUUACCAAAAAAGUUUGAAGUAGCUUGUGCAGAAGUGGUUUCAUCUUGGUGAGUCUCUAUGACCCGAUUGGGUUUAGCCCAAGGAGCAUUGCUCUGAAGUUGUUGACUGAGUAAGAAAAUGAGUUGCUGGCAGCGAUUGUUCAAAAGGUUGGUUUGUCCGAAGGGGCAGAAUGAAUCUGACUUGUGCUUGCGUGAUUGGCAGCAAAGUUGGAUUUAUCAGAUUUCUUUUUGCCACCAUAACCAGGAGGGAAUCCAUGUAAAAAGAAACACUUGCCCACUAAGUGCCCUGGUUUGUUGCAAUGAGAGCAAGUGGGUCUUGGUUUCUUGUUUCUUGAGGGAUAUGGUGGAUUGGAGACAGCCGAAGCAAGACUUAUGGUUUGUGAAGAACCAAGGGUUCUCAGUCUUUCUUCUUGAACAACCAUUGCAAAAACCUUGGAAAGAGAUGGAAGAGGAUCAAGGAGAAGGAUUUGUGCCUGGAUCAAGUUGUAGCCUUCAUUUAGGUCUGUCAAGAAUUGGAGAACUUGUUCUUGGUUGAAGUAAUCACUGAAUUUCUUCAAAGCACCACAAUAACAGUGAGGAGCUGGUGGAAUUCCUUCAAUUCAUCCCACAUGGAUUUGAGUUUGGUGAAGUAAGAUGUGACCGAGUGAUCACCCUGAUGAAGACCUUGAAGAUUGGUCUUCAAUUGGAAAAUUCUGAGUCCAUUCCCUUGGUUGAAACGAUCAGCAAGGUCACUUCACAUAUCAGAGGCAAGAUCAAAGAACACGAUGCUUUGAGCAAUGUUGGAAGAGUCCGAGUGUAGCAGCUAGGACAUGACCAUGUUAUUGCACCUGGUCUAAGAACUGAAAAGGGAAUUAGAAGAAUUAGGUUUAGAGAGAGUACCAUCAACAAACACUGUCUUGUUCUUGGUAGCAAGAGCCAUGGAAAUGGCUCUCUUCCAAGACUAAAAGUUAGGGCCAGUGAGGAGUUCAGAAACGAGAAGAAGUCCGGGGUGAUCUCCUGAGCUCAGAAAGUACGAGCUAGAGACAUUUUCGUGAGCUGGUUGAUCGGGUUGCCGGAGAGUUGUGGAGCCGUCUGCCAUGGUCGAUUGGAGAUCACCGUUGACUGGGGGAUCACGAGCAUGGAUGUUGUCAGCAGCUUCUGGGUUGGAAGAGCGAUUUGUGCGCGCCAUUGAUACAGAUCUUUGGAGAAGAAGAUCUUAGAUGUACACCGAUACCAUAUUAGUGCAAGAGCACCGAGAAGAGAGCCAGUGGAGAAUAGAGAAAAAGAACUGAAAAAAUGUCUCUUUAUUAAUCUGAACCUUGCGUAUACAAAAGGGGCUACUGUCAUAUAUAUAUAUAGACAGCUGGUACAACAGAAACUAAAACCCACUUAGGCUAAAACAGAAAUUAGUUAUCACUAACUAAUCAAGAAGCUAAUACAGGGAGAAUGCAAUUUCAACCAAUGUUGGCAAACUGUUGGAGAAGCGGGGAAAAGAGUUUUUGGGAGUAAAGUAUAAGGAUCCCAUUUCAAACUUUUCUGAUUUCCAAGAAUUUUCAGUCACAUACCCUGAGGCAUAUUGGAGAACAAUACUAGAUGAGAUGAACAUUUCCUUUUCAAAGCCUCCAGAAUGUAUUUUGCGUGAGAAUUUUUCUAGAGACGGGAAAAUAUUAAAUCCAGGAGGUGAAUGGCUUCCUGGAGCUUGCAUUAAUCCUGCAAAAAAUUGCUUAAAUAUAAACUUUAAGAGGAGUUUGGAUGAUACAAUGAUAUUAUGGCGUGUUGAAGGAAAAGACGAUUUGCCUGUAAACAAAAUGACACUUGAAGAAUUGCGUUUGGAAGUCUGGUUAGUUGCUUAUGCACUCAAAGAACUGGAUUUGGAGAGAGGAUCUGCAAUUGCAAUUGAUAUGCCAAUGAAUGUCCAUUCUGUGGUUAUCUAUCUAGCUAUUGUUCUGGCUGGCUAUGUAGUUGUAUCUAUUGCUGAUAGUUUCGCUGCUCCCGAAAUAUCAGCAAGACUUAAAAUAUCAAGAGCGAAAGCCAUAUUUACACAGGAUCUGAUUGUCCGUGGAGAAAAAACUAUACCAUUGUAUAGUAGAAUUGUGGAAGCUCAGUCUCCAAUGGCCAUUGUUAUUCCUAGCAAGGGCUCUAGUGUUAGUGCAGAAUUGCGUCAUGGUGAUGUUUCUUGGCAUGACUUUCUAAAAAGAGCAAAUGAUUUCAAAAAAUGUGAAUUUGCUGCUGUAGAGCAACCAAUUGACGCAUAUACAAAUAUCCUCUUCUCAUCUGGAACUACAGGGGAACCAAAGGCAAUUCCAUGGACCCAGGCCACUCCUCUUAAAGCAGCUGCAGAUGCAUGGUGCCACAUGGACAUUCAGAAAGGUGAUGUUGUUGCUUGGCCCACUAAUCUGGGUUGGAUGAUGGGCCCUUGGCUGGUGUAUGCUUCACUGUUAAAUGGAGCUUCUAUUGCCCUGUAUAGUGGAUCUCCGCUUGGAUCUGGUUUUGCCAAGUUUGUACAGGAUGCUAAAGUAACAAUGCUAGGUGUGAUCCCAAGUAUUGUCCGGACAUGGAAAUCUACAAAUUGUGUUACUGGCUAUGAUUGGUCCACCAUUCGUUGCUUUAGCUCUACCGGGGAAGCAUCUAAUAUAGAUGAAUACUUGUGGCUGAUGGGGAGAGCGCACUACAAGCCUGUAAUUGAAUAUUGUGGAGGCACUGAAAUUGGCGGGGGAUUUGUUACUGGGUCCUUAUUACAGGCCCAGUCAUUAGCUGCUUUUAGCACACCAGCGAUGGGCUGCAGUUUGUUCAUACUUGGCAGUGAUGGUUAUCCCAUUCCUAGAAACAAACCAGGGAUUGGUGAAUUAGCACUUGGUCCUAUCAUGUUUGGAGCUUCCAAGACAUUGCUGAAUGCUGAUCACUAUGAUGUCUAUUUCAAGGGAAUGCCAUCUUUAAAUGGAAAGGUUUUAAGGAGGCACGGGGACAUGUUUGAGCUUACAUCCAAAGGUUACUAUCAUGCACAUGGUCGUGCAGAUGAUACAAUGAAUCUUGGAGGCAUCAAGGUGAGUUCUGUCGAGAUUGAACGAAUCUGUAAUGAAGCUGACGACAAAGUCCUCGAAACAGCUGCCAUUGGGGUGCCGCCUCUUUCUGGUGGACCUGAGCAGUUGGUUAUUGCUGUUGUAUUAAAAAAUUCAGACAACACAGCAGCGGACUUGAAUCAAUUAAAGCUGUCUUUCAACUCAGCUGUGCAGAAGAAACUAAAUCCUCUAUUCAGGGUCUCUCGUGUUGUGCUCCUCUCGUCACUUCCGAGAACGGCAACUAAUAAAGUGAUGAGAAGGAUUUUACGCCAGCAAUUUACUCAGCUUGAUAAAUCUUCUAAGAUAUGAUUUCGAGCAAUUAUUCUAUUCUAUAUAAAGGUGUCAUUCCUCUCUCAGAAUGUAUAAAUAGUAACAAAUCAUUACUUAAUGUAGUGUUUGCUUUUACUCUAAAAGAAAACGGUUGAAUAAUGCCUCUGUGUGAUCCAAAGUUCAAGUAAUCUUGUUAAUUUUCCUGCAUAGGCACAAUAAUCGAAACAUGAGAUAAUUUUCUCAUUUUCUUUCGA
Messenger RNA from Humulus lupulus (European hop), 3773 nucleotides. Its product is annotated as hexanoyl-CoA synthase. Bases 1789 to 3558 code for a protein of 589 amino acids. The record is from RefSeq and is a predicted model, not a curated record. Lineage: Eukaryota; Viridiplantae; Streptophyta; Magnoliopsida; Rosales; Cannabaceae. The transcript is spliced from 13 exons.